CAUUUCCACAGCUUCCGGGUCUUUAUAGCUGAAGGGUCACGGAAUAUGGCGGACCGUUAGCUUCACUUAGCUGGUGCACUUUAGCUCACGUAGAGUUGUAUAAGUCUUCCAGAUCAAAUAGAAUUCAUUUGCAUACAGCUUGGGGACCGCAGCUACACCCACCACACUCCCACUUUCUCUACAGAAUGGCUUCAUUUGGCUGGAAGAGGAAAGUUGGUGAGAAGGUUUCAAAGUCAGUGGUGCAGCACUUUGAGGCUGAGGCGGAGAAGGCUGAUGGUGAUGGACAUAGUCAGGAUGAGGACUUGGACUGGGUGCACGCCAUCAAACGACGGCGGGAGAUCCUGCUGGAGGACUGUACAGCCAAGAGCAAGAGACUGAAGGAUGAGGGUGCACACCUGGCUGAGCAAGGCAGGCACUGGGAGGCUGUUAAAAAGUGGGACGAGGCCAUUCAGCUGACUCCAGACAACCCAGUUCUGUAUGAGAUGAAGUCCCAGGUACUGACCAUUCUGCACGAAGUGUUCCCCGCCGUGAAGGCAGCGGAGAUGGCAGUGAAGCUCCACCCCCUUUGGUGGGAGGGCUGGCAGACUCUGGGCCGUGCGCAGCUCAACCUGGGAGAGGUGGACCUGGCCGUGCGGUCCUUCCAGGUUGCGAUCCACCUGUGCCCUUCGGAGCCCAGCCUGUGGCAGGAAGACCUGGCGUGGGCUUGCCGGUUACAGAAGCAGCACAUAGCAACCAAGGAGAAGAUACGGCAAGAGGAGGAGGCCAAGGAGCAGAUCCUUCAUGCUCCUGAACUCGAGCAGGACUAUGAUUUUGAGUCUGACGAGGUGUUGGCCGCCUGUGAGGCCGUUGCUGAACGACAGACGCGCUACGAGGAGCUGAAGAGGGCCGCUGUGGUCAUCGACGCUGGCGGAAAUAUAACAAAUGUAGUCACUGGGGAAAGGGGAUCAGAGGACACCGCGACAACAUCAAAAGAACAGUUUGUCAAAGCAAGAGCACUUUGAACUGGUCUUAGCAUGGAUUGAUUAUCCUGGUUACAUUUUUUAGGACUGAAGGGUAUUAUUUCUGAAACCACUGGGAGUGUGUGAAUCUUAGGCAUGAAAAAUUUUAUUCAGACGCCACCACGAGAACUGACAACUGUUAGUGACGGCUUAUGUACAACAAAAUAAAGACAAGUUUUGUUGUUCUA
Molecule: messenger RNA, 1186 nt
Organism: Scatophagus argus
Lineage: Eukaryota; Metazoa; Chordata; Actinopteri; Scatophagidae
Gene: ttc33
Product: tetratricopeptide repeat domain 33
Exons: 5
Coding region: 186-1001 (271 amino acids)
Molecular function (GO): protein binding
Source: RefSeq, a predicted model, not a curated record